Molecule: messenger RNA, 4711 nt
Organism: Myxocyprinus asiaticus (Chinese sucker)
Lineage: Eukaryota; Metazoa; Chordata; Actinopteri; Cypriniformes; Catostomidae
Product: cell adhesion molecule 2-like
Exons: 12
Coding region: 199-1521 (440 amino acids)
Source: RefSeq, a predicted model, not a curated record
AUCUCUCCUCAGCCCUGGUACUGUAAUCGCCUCAUACAGCAGAUCCUCCGGAUCGGGAGAGGAGAUUCGGCUUUGCUCCAUAUCCUGCGGAGUCCAUCCAUGCGAUCCGAGCCCGACUGAGAGCGCACCAUCCACCUGGAUACGCCAGCAUCAGCAUCAGUGUAAGGAGAUCACGGACGCAAGCAUCACCACAAGAAUAUGAUGCUCCAACAGCACUUGCUCUUUGUGCUCUACACCUUCUGUGGGAUUGUCAUCAAAGAGGUGGCAACGAAAAACAAAGUGAAAGGUAGCCAGACUCAAUUCCCCAUCACCCAGAAUGUGACAGUGGUGGAGGGCAGCACGGCCAACAUGACCUGUCGAGUGGAUUACAAUGAUAACACCUCCCUCCAGUGGUCAAACCCAGCACAACAGACCCUGUUCUUCGGGGACAAGAAAGCAUUAAGGGACAACCGGAUUGAACUGGUUCGAGCCUCAUGGAAGGAGCUGACCAUCAGCAUCAGUGACGUGACUCUGUCAGAUGAAGGACAGUACACGUGCUCGCUCUUCACCAUGCCUGUCAAGACUUCCAAGGCCUUCCUCACAGUUCUAGGUGUUCCAGCGAAACCAGAAAUUACAGGCCUCUCAAGACCAGCCCUAGAGGGAGAGGACGUCACACUGACAUGCACCACAUCUGGCAGCAAACCUGCUGCUGACAUCCGAUGGUUCAGAAAUGACAAGGAGGUGCAAGGUCAGAAGGAGGUGAACGCCACUGGAAGGUCAUUCACGGUCAGGAGUAUCAUACGCCUAAAAGUGGACAGGAAGGAUGAUGGAGCAGCUUACACCUGCAUGGUAGAGCACAUCGCUCUGGGCUCCAUGCCAUACCAGAUCACAGAGGUGCUGGAGGUCCACUAUGCUCCUCAAGUAGAGAUUGUGCACUCAGUAAUAGUACCACAGGAAGGACAGUACUUCAAACUGGAGUGUGUAUACAAAGGGAACCCACUGCCUGAGCCAGUUUUAUGGACAAAAGAUGGAGGUGAGCUCCCUGAUGUUGAACGAAUGAUUGUGGAGGGCAGAGAUCUGAUCAUCACAACACUGAACAAAACAGACAACGGCACAUAUCGCUGUGAGGCCAGCAACCACCUUGGCACCAGCAGCGAUGAAUUUACCCUGUAUGUGUAUGCUAAAGAUUUCCCAGGUUCAACCUCAGAUCCUAAUGCUCUCACCCAGCACGGCCCUGACCACGCACUGAUCGGGGGAGUGGUGGCUGUUGUGGUCUUUAUCACCUUGUGCUUCAUCAUUGUCCUGGGCCGUUAUCUGGCCAGGCAUAAAGGGACAUACUUAACGAAUGAGGCCAAAGGAGCGGAGGAUGCCCCUGACGCAGACACUGCCAUCAUCAAUGCGGAAGGGAACCACGCACAUGCAGAGGAAAAGAAAGAAUAUUACCAGGGAGCGGCAAGAAAUGUGGUUCAUCUCAAGUCGGAAAACCUUGGCUUUGCCAAUAAUUACGCUUUAAGACAAGAAUAUGUGAGAUGUAUAAUGUAAAUAUCAUGUCCUGUCUAUUGUUUUUGUGUGUAUGUGUGUGUGUGUGUCCGUUUACUGGGCCUCAUUCACUAACCAUGUGUAUGCUUGUAUUUGUGUGUGAAACCUGUGUGCAAACGUUUUCAAUCAGAAAUCUUGAUUCAUCAGUAAGUUUGCACUUCAAUUUAUUUUAAUGAUAUUUAUUUUAGCCAGCUGAUACAUACAGUAAAAACCACAUACAUACAAAUCUGUCUCCUCAAGCAUUAAAACAUGGAGGGGGAAUUCACUAAUAAUGAACUGUUAUUCUGAGAUGCGGGUUGGUGCUCUUUGGCAGCACGAGGGUGGACCUACACAAUAUUAGGCAGGUGGUUUUAAUGUUGUGGCUGAUCGGUGUAUAUAAACUCACUGAGCACUUUAUUAGGAACACUAUGGUUGAAUUGAAUAAGUCUAACUUAUUUUAGAGUAACAAAAAUGAUCUAAAAUAUGUUCUGCAUAAUAAUGCAGAUGAUCAGGUGUAAUCUAGGCCUAUAUAAAAGGUGUUAAAUAUGUUUAAAGAAUGAUACAGUGCUUGUCUUUCCUCAAAGAUUUUGCUGUGCAUGCUCUUGGGUAAAAGUGCUUUAGGUGAGAGAUCUUUAAAGCCUGAAACAUACUCUAUGUAACUACAUAAACGAUUUUGUACAUCAUUGCGUUCCGAAAUGUGUCAGACCACAAUUCAUAACACUAUGCAAGUACGUGUUGUAUUCUCAGUGUUGCCACAAGGGGUGCUUUGACAGUCAUUAAUGUGAACUGCCUGCUUCUACAGCGAGUUUUCUCUUUUAAGUCAAUUACUCUCAUAGCAGAGCAACAGUUUGAAAAAAUAUUGUUGAGCGUUACUAUAUUUAUAGCAAAUUUCCUGAAUAAUAACACAUUCGGUUUAUGGCAUAAACUAUUGAACUCUACCACCCUUUUGAGUACUGAGUUUUGUUACCACCCAGACUGACCUCACAGUGAAAUCGGAAACAGUAGGUUGACUCUUUUUCAGAUAAAAUCUGUCUGUGCUUACCGAAUUUUGAAACACUGCCCCUUGUGGCCAAAGCAGUAAGUGUUGUUGGGUGUAUGGGCACUUGUGAGCACCAUUUUCUGUGUGUAAUGUCCACAGAGGCGUGCCAAAUGCGAGUUGUGAAGUGAGUUGUUUUCAACUGUACAGGCUGUAAUACAGUGAAGAGGAAUGCAUAUUUUAUAAACUGUACACCCCAACCCAAAUCCCAAACCUAAACCUAUCCUUCAGAGGAAUAAAAAUGUAAUGUUAGAGGAAACAAAUGCAACCUCUGAAUCACGCUUAUCACUGAUUAUGCGAACGUGAUUACUUCCUGGUAAUCCUGGUAAACGUGGGAUCCAAACCCGGGUUUCCCACACUGCUGAUGCAACAUGCUUUUGGUCGCACCACAGGGUAAGGUUAACACACUGGAGCCGAUGCUAAACUGUCUGUUAGGAGACGGCACUUGUCGGUGAGUUGGCAUAAUGUGGCCGAUCCUAGGGUACUGAAACACUUGGAAACAACAUGUUGACUUGUGUGAUCAUGUUGUACCAUCACAAUAAGACAAGAAUGCACGUUAAGUACUGUAUGUUGGACCGGUAGUUGCAAUGUGUUGACCAAGUGCUCAUGCCUUCAUUUACUUGCAUAAAGUAUGUUUCUGUCAUAAAGUUUCUGUACGUUUGCAGAGAAUGACAAAUCGCAGUACACAACAGUGUGUGUUGAAAGCCCUUAUUUGGAGAUUGUUUGGACGUGUUUUAUGUAAACUACUAACUGCAAGUGUGUGCUCAUUCAUUUACUAUACUCUGGAGUCAUCAACAAAAGAAUGAAGGUAAGAACAAAGUUAUGUACAUAUGCCCCUGCUGAAAUUUUGUGUCUGAACUUUUUCUACGCACAUAAACACUCAAGUGUAUGCAUUUCUUAGUGAAUGAGACCCAGAGUUUUUAAUUGUGAAAGUGGAUGUUUUCUGAAGUAUACGCCCUGUAAUAAAGUUCAAAUGUGUUGAAAUGCAAAGAAGAUGAUGACGACGAAGGAGGGAUACGGACAAUUAUAAUAUAUGGCCACCAAAAACAAACUGUUUGAUAGAAAAUGAAACUUGAUGAAGCACAAAUGAGAAUUGGUCUGUAAACAUUAGAAGCGAGAUUAUUUUCUAUUUCAGUCGUACCCGUCUGUAUAUUCUUGCACUGUUAAUAUUUGCCUCAAGCUUUUAUUUGAGAACUGAAAAUGUAUCAAAUGUAAGCACAAAGUCAUUGUGAAACGUCAUUGGUUUAGACAGUCUCAGGAUGCAAAGAAGAGCCUAAUUGAAUUUGUCUUUUAUCACUUGUGUGAAUGAAUUUUUGUUCUCGCUUUGUGAACAUUUCAAUCUAAACAGCCAUUUGUUUGACAUUUGAAUAGAAGACUUCAUUUCGAAAAAGGAACUUUUGAUAUCUAUUUCACUGACCGACCCUUGUUAAUAUUGCUGUAUAUUACUUUGCUAAAGUGAUUAUUGGUGGAAUAUUGUUAAAACUAUAGGGUCCCAUAUAAAUAUAUAUGAGAAAAAAAUGUCAAAAUAUCUAUUUCAAGUGUCCCAUACUUUUACAUUGAGUUAAUGUAAGUAAAGAAAAGAGGUUUGUUUGUUUGUUUUCUCCCAACACAGGGAAUGUAAAUAAUGUGUAUAUUUCAGCAUUUAGUAAGCUGUUUAUUUAUUUGAAUUUUGAAUUCUUAUUGCUGUUUAAUGCUACAUGUGUGCAAUUCCAUUUUAGCCUCUCUAUACUAAGUAUUUCCCUACUGAUUGUCAUUAAUACUAAUUUAUUGGGUAAAUCUGAUGGAAAAACACAAUGCAUUGUUAUUAUUAGUACUUUUUAUAAGCUUGUGAACAGAUAAUAAGUAUCAUUUGUUCAUGAGAAGGUCAAGACAACAAUCACCAUUAUUGCCUUUGUGUUUGCAACAAAAUAUAAGACACAUUGAAGCUCUGGUGAAGCGUAACAUUCACUGUACAUUUUUAUGACAUGUUUCCAGUGUCCACACUUUAUUUCCCUCUUUAUAACAUUGGAUAGAAUGAACACAUUUUUCUAAGAACUUUUGAUUUGCUUUAUUGUUCUUUUGCUGUAUGGGAAAUGUGUGAGGUUACUUUUACAUUAAAUAUCCGACUUUUUCAAAGUAUGCGUCUGUACGAAAAUACAAGAAAAAAAAAUUGGGAGAGUAAAAUAUGCACAAACUCUU